CGAGUAAUUGAGAGCAGAUGUAAAGAGGCUAGAUAAGCGACACGCGGCAGGGUACAGGGGUAUUCGACCUAGAGAUGUGGCAGGGGAAAGACGUGUCCAGAUUGUCCGCCUAGAGCACUGAAAGAUCCUGUGAUAAAGUGACCAUCUCAGCAAACAUCAUGCCUCUGUCCUGAUUCUACUUGACUCACUACCUGGCCACUGUGACAUCAGCACGAUCAUCUCGAGCGUCUUGUAAUCUGUUUUCACAUUCACUUUCCUGCCAUACGUGUAUUGAUGGAAUUUCUCCAAUCCGUAGGUGACACUCAGCACCUCCUUCUCAAUCUUCAGGUGGGAAAGUUCCGGUCCCUUAAGCUGGAGCUGCGCGUGUUACCUGCGAAUGGACGGACAUCCUGGUUUACCUGUGAACAUCAACAUGAGGUGGUUAACUUGUUGCGGGGAGUUAUUGAAGCCAAGCUUGAGGCUCUGAGAGUCCGGGGGAAGACAGCAGAGAAGGCGACUGCACAGCAGGACCCUGAUGUAAUCACAGGUGCCACCCUAAGAGUAGCCUGCUGCUUUAAGAAGAAUGAAGUGAAGCACACUUUCCUCAUUGACACCAGACACCUUGACUACUCUUCUGAUACCAGCAGCAAAGAGGAAGACACUCCCAGUCUGGGCGGAAGCUACCGCAGUUUCGGGUUAGAACAGGUUCGACUGGUGGCCUGUGUGUGUCAGUACAGCAGCGAGCACCCACAGGCACUGCCCAUGGAUCAGGUACAAUUGUUCCAAGGUUUGAGCCAGCUUCCCAAGACAGAAACAACAGACAUCAGCAACUAUUUCAGCCGAGCCCCCGAGGAAACAACAACUUCCAUGUCUGAUGGUUCUGAAGUCCCUGCUGCUGUGGAGAAGAGUAGGAUCAAUCUCCACAAAAUGAUGAAACGAGGCAAAUUACAAAAGAAAAUCUCCAAGAGGAAGGCUCACCAAACCCAUAAGGACACUGCAUCGUCAAGCCACAUCUCGGAGUCAGAUUCAGUGGACCAAAAUGUUCCUGAUACAACAAGGGAUCAUGUAGAAGCUCAGAUUGAAGGUGAAGCAUGCCAUGAUGAGGUAGAUAAGAAACCUGUUGAUGACAUAGUAAAGGAGAAGAAAGUGUCUGAUUGUCCAGAGGACAUUCCAUCUGUUGCUGUUCCUGCUAACAUACAAAUGAUAGUCAGAGAAGGAACAUCGGAAGAGAUUACAAAUGCUGUGGCACAGAGUUGUCAGGAGUCAAACACAUUUCAAGAUAUCCAACUAUCUCAAGUAGAAGAUACGUUACCAGGUUUAGGAAAUGUUCCAAAGAAAAAGAGAGGGCGACCAAAAAAGAACAAGGUUGCUGUCCCCUCUGUUUGUGAAGGUGGGAAUGGUAAGAUGCAUAAGAUGAGAACCAAUGAUAACAACUCAAAAGAUAGAGUAAGAGAGGAUGGCCACAAAGAUGAAGCUAAAGAGAUAGACACAAUGAUACCAUAUAAAGAUCUUGUUGAUAUGGCAAAUUGUAUGACAGAUAGGGGCAAAUCUAAACAGGGCAUGUUGGAAACCAAGAAUACAGGAGAAUACAAAAAUGUGCUGGACAAUGAUUUGCCACUUGUUGAAGACAGCAAACAAGUUGAGAAAAAGUCAAGCUAUUUCAGUAAGAAAAGUCAUCAGGACUUAUUUGUAGACACUGAAGACUCCAAGAAUGUGUUGGACAGUGAUGUUUUUGAGUCACAUGUUGAGGACAGCAAAGGAGUUGAGGAAAAAUCCAGUCCUAUAGGUGCAAGAAGUCAUCACUCAUUUCUAAACACCUCAUAUGAUGCAAGGGAAAAUAAAUAUCUUGAUACUGAUGCUGAUAGGUCAACAAAAACCUUCAGAGGUGGAGGCCCAUCCAGUCUAGAUGACAACAACGGGCACAGCAGUGAUCUGAGAACUCACUUUGAAGACAAAUCAGCAGAAUCCAGCGGCAACAAUAGCCUCAGAACAACUAUCAGUGAGACCAGAACUAAGAGGAAGUUAGAUUCACCACUGAGUAAGCAGCCAAGCAAGUUGAGUAAGCUGUCUCGGAGAAAGGGCAGAAAUGCUGUCAGGAAAAACUGCUUUGAUGAUUAUCUGUCAUCGGAGGACAACCAGGAUGGGCCUUCUUCCCAAGAAAAUGUGGUAAGAAAUAAAGACAAGAAGGAAAAGAGUUUUGGGAAGCAAGCUUGUGGCCCAAAUCCUCUACCAACCCCAUCCUCUACAGGAACAGAAGACUAUGAUAGCGACCAUAGUGGUUAUUCAAAAACUCAGAAUGCAUCUAAGAAUUCUGUUGCCGUUAACAGGAAUUUAGGCAAGCUACCAUCCAAACAUCCAUCCUCACAGGAAGAGCAAAAGGCCAAGAGAACCAAGACAAUAAAAGAAAAGAUGCAAAUGUUAUCAGAGUUAUUUGAUGAUGAUGAUGAGAUUGAACUGCUUUCAGACACAAACAAGAGAUCAUUUUCUGAACUGGACAUAAAUUCCAGUAAAGUGUCUGCAGAUAGUCAUGAAGCCAUUGCUCAUGAUAUUGCGGUCCUCAGUAAAAGUCAACAGAAACAAACCACACACAAAAUCUCUUCCAAGACAUGCCCACCUCAUGUGGAUAAACUGAACAUGUCUCCUGUUGUUAAGGUGAUGGACAUCUCUCAAGCUGAGGAGUUCAGAAGAAUCCUCAGUCCUGUUCUCGAGAAAACAAAGGAGUCGACCAGCUCUCAAGGAAGCCCAAGCAGCAAAAAUGAAGUCCAAGAACGCAGGACACAAGACAACCAUUUCUCCAAACAACGUGCCGCUUCACAGGUCAUGAGGAAAAGGUUAGGGUUCAGGAAGCAGAGGCCAAAUGUGUUUGACGUUGAUUCAGCUGGUGAUUCAGCCACUGAGCCUGAGGACCAUCACAGUAUUGAAAAGACAAGGAAGUUUAGCUCCACAGUAUUUGACGAAGAUCUGGAAAGUUGUUCCGAUGUGUCAGAUGAAAAUGCUGUAAGCAGCCAGGACAUAGAAGCCAAAAAAGCCAGACAUACAAGCAGAACUAGCCAGAGUCAUCACAAAGAUAGCCAGAGAGAAAAGGCUUCUUUUGAUUCCUUUGAACAAGACGCAAAUGAAAAUGAUGUAGAUGUCAACAAUGAAAUUCCAACCCAAACAAGUAAGAGAGCAGUGACAACAAAAAAGGGUGGGGGAAGAGGCAAGAAGUCAAAGGUUGUUCUUGAACGUGAUUCAAAAGACAAGAAAGCAGCAAAGAAAAGCAGGAAGACAGUCUCAAGACCCUCCCAGGAGGUUGGACAGGGCAAUAAAAGACAAGGUAAGGCAAAGAAGAGCAAAGUCAAAGAUUAUCCAGAUGAUGAUCCAGAUAUUGUUGAUGAGGAAAUUACCAUAGACAUGCAGAAUGGAAACAGUACCAUUGAAGAAGCCAUGGAUGAACAAGAAGAUGAGAUGAAUGAGAUGUUCUUUGACAUGGAUGAUCCCGGAGCUGUUGAUGAUUGGCAAACCACUGAGAUAGAGGACUCUAUCAAGAACAUCAGGCACGUGAAGGACCUGAAUAGUGAGCAGAUCAGGUUCCUGGUUCAGAAGGAUGAGCGCUACCUCAAGGACAUAUUCAAGGGCAAGAUCUUCUGUAGGAGGCAUGAAGAUUACAAGAGAGGAGGAUCUUCCAGAGCUGACUUGAACUUCCAGGUGCGGCUGGGAAUGUUCCAUGAAGACCAGCAGGACGAGGUGUUAGAGGUGCUGAGCGCCAUGUUCUGUCCGGCAGGCAACAACAAGUAUCUAGACUACGUGUUUAAAGUCCUCCUGCCCGAGGCUCUGAUCAAGAUCCACAUGCACAUCAGCGGUGGCAGCCAUGAUGAGAGCGAGGACAUCAUGCAGCAGGCCCUCAGUAGGCGCAGUUUGUGUGCCUCCAUGUCCAUGUCUGACUGAAGGGUGGGUAGGCGCAGUUUGUGUGCCUCCAUGUCCAUGUCUGACUGAAGGGUGGAAACAACACUACAGUGCAGGGCUGAAUUUUCUGCCAUCCCACUCAUUGUUUGGCAGCCCAUGCUGUUGAUUUUGUUGGUGAAACAUGUCAUUUUAAGUUUAUCAAAGAACAUUUUCAACAGUUUUAUGUCAUUUUUGCGAGGGACGGGGUCAAAUUAUUUUCCGUCCCCGACAAGCAGAUUUCUGUCCCGGGACGGACAGAAGACGGGUCCUGGAGAGAGCCCCGCUACAAUCUCGCUAUGCCAUCAAGUCUAAAUCUCAAAUUAGAUUUUACUUAUUCUAAGUCUUCUUCAUUACCUUAAAUCUUACAUAUAUAGAGGCAAGGAUAGUGUAGGCUUUCAAGAAAUGAUGGACAUUGUGGAUGUCCUGAAAACCUGAGGCUCUGGAUACCUCUUAGACUACUUAUAUUGUGUUAUCCUUUAUAAGCUAUUUCUGUCAUUGACUUACAUUGAUUUCAACAGGUUUUACUUGUAUAUUGUAUGAUAGUUUAUUUUAUUCUUUUUUUGAAUAUUCAAAAUGUGAUUUCUAAUUUGAGCUUCUUGUUCUUGUUACAUAGCAAUAAGACCACGUGGUUAACUAAUAAUAUUUAUCUUCCCAGCUUUAUCAUAAAGUUUUGGGAAAGUCACAAGACUUCACAUUAACAAAAUACAGUAUAGGAGAUGUUAUUUUUGUUUUGUUCAUGAGACUAAAAAAUUAAUGUUUAUCGAUCUUCAUGUUAUAAUCUACACUAGAUGCAUAAUGAUAACACAGUCAAUGUUUCUCACUUCAGUUAGAAUUCAGUUCUAUUCUGAAUUCUUUCAAAGUCAUUACAGAAUGGGAUCAUAUUGUUAUACCUAAUGGAGCAGAGCACAUCAAGUUAUUCUAUAGUGCAUUUUCUGAUUAUAUUCUGUAUAAACAUUAUGUUAUACCUCAAUUAUGCUGGCAUUAUAUCAUAUAUAAUGUUUCAGCCCAUAGUUUUAUUACUAUCCUGUCACAUUCAUUUUAAGCGGAAUAUUGUAUCUCAGGAAGAGAAGAAGUACAUACAUUUAAGAUACAUUUACUACAUUGUUCAAACAAGAACCUCAGUUUUCUCAUUAUUCUGUUUUCUUUUAGAGCUUAGGACAAUAAUAAAGUUAUUCUAUUCA
Branchiostoma floridae (Florida lancelet) is the source of this 5084-nucleotide messenger RNA. RefSeq lists its product as uncharacterized. Lineage: Eukaryota; Metazoa; Chordata; Leptocardii; Amphioxiformes; Branchiostomatidae. The coding region runs from base 274 to 3906 and encodes 1210 amino acids. The record is from RefSeq and is a predicted model, not a curated record. The transcript is spliced from 11 exons.